Phaeodactylum tricornutum CCAP 1055/1 is the source of this 1171-nucleotide messenger RNA. RefSeq lists its product with no specific name. NCBI's taxonomy places the organism in Eukaryota, Bacillariophyta, Bacillariophyceae, Surirellales, Neidiaceae. The record is from RefSeq and is a predicted model, not a curated record. The transcript has a single exon. The coding region runs from base 89 to 1171 and encodes 360 amino acids.
UUCGUCCAUUGCAACCCAUCCAGCACUUUAAGCCAAGCCCUUCCUUGAACAACAAACUUUCGAAUCCAAAAAGCUUGCAACGCAAACGAUGGGUCUCUUGUCGUUUCUCUUGUGCUUGAAGGCACUACAGACGGCAACGGCCUUUGGGAGGCAACCGCUUCGGACGAUGCGUGCGUACGCUCCACGGAGCUUACGAAGCACUCCGUUGCCCUUGGCUGGGCAAGCUACGGAGCUGCCGGAUUCCCUAGAAGACGCAGCAACCCGUGCCGCGCAGGCGACGGCCAAUUUUGCGUCCCAGUCGGGGCCGUUGGCACGCUGCCGGGUAGAUUUUGACACCAGCGUUGGCGACGAAACCUACACACUCCUUAAAUCUAGUACGGAAUUUAUGCAAAAUUUCGUUUCGGCUUUGUGCUACGCCACCAUUCCGGGAUUGCAGGAGCAAAGACAGGCGGAAAUGAUGAAGGUUGCGGAAGCGCGAGCGGAGCUUAAAGUGCUCUUCCAGGAAAACCCUGAAGACGAUCGCGUCCGUGAGCUUCAAAAAAUGCUUGCUGCGAAUGGGCGUGAUCCGGACGCGGGUCCGUGGACAGGCCCGGUAGCGCGUGUGUACUUUCCCGAUGAAGGCAGUGCGGCUUUGGCACGCCGAGACUGGUUGGGGGUGGAUCCGAAGGUACCUCCGUGUGUCCAAUUUGCUUCCUGUGGUGGAGUGCAAGUUGGCGACAUUCAGAAAGAUCGUAUUGUCUUUUUCUUUUGUCCAAAGGCGAGCGAAAGUGAAUACGUGGAAAAGAUUCUAAUCAACACGGAAACGACAGCGACAGAUUUGCAACUUUCUGUCUUGGUGAAUCCAAACUUGGUGGAUAUGGGAGUCACGGGCUUUGGCAUGGCGGGGCGGCGUCUGCGCGAGCGUCUCAUUGAUCCCUUGCAGAAUACUUACUACCUACGAACGUUGCCUUGGGGGGCACUCACCCGGCUCUGGCCCCAGGCCUACAGCGUCUGGCAAGAAGAUACCGACGCCGAAGGCGGCUACCGCCUUAUUAAAACGUUGGGCCGCCUGCCGUCGAACCCUGAAGUCGAAGAUAUCUACGAUAUUGAAAACGGAAACAUGGAAGCACGACAGUCGGGCGGACCGCUGGAUCAGCUAGCAGACUUUGUCAACGGUAUGAUGCGAUUGUAA